This is a messenger RNA of Saprolegnia diclina VS20, 1406 nucleotides long. RefSeq lists its product as hypothetical. The record is from RefSeq and is a predicted model, not a curated record. Gene Ontology annotation, cellular component: Golgi apparatus. Gene Ontology annotation, biological process: mannan biosynthetic process. Bases 1 to 1401 code for a protein of 466 amino acids. NCBI's taxonomy places the organism in Eukaryota, Oomycota, Saprolegniomycetes, Saprolegniales, Saprolegniaceae. The transcript has 6 exons. Gene Ontology annotation, molecular function: alpha-1,2-mannosyltransferase activity.
AUGGUGUACGUCUUCUACGCCAUGCACCUGGCCGAGAGCGCGUCCUCGCCGCCAGCGCUGCGGCCAGUCUGGGCCAUCGACGACUUUGAGUGCAUUGGGUGGCAGUCCGCAGGCACGUGCGGCGACGAGCGCGACCAGCGCAACGCCUGCACCGAAGACCUAAAGCUUCCGGCGAUGGGCGCGUGCGUAAUCAGCAACAGGUCGUCGGGCGCUACCCUUACCGCCAUGCGCUCGACAUGCUCGUCGACCAAGCACUAUGUCCAAUACUCGUGCCGGGACGCGCGCGCCUUUAUGGACUUUGGCCCGCUCUCGGAGCGCUAUGUGCAUACGCCGACUGCGCCAAUCUUUACGCAGCCGUGGUACGCCCUCGAGGGCGAACGGGGCAUCGUCAUGGUCGUCCAAAGCGCGUCGCUCGUGAGUGCGUUUGCCAGCAUCCACUCACUCCGCGCCUUGGGCUGUUCCUUGCCAAUCGAGUUGUGGUAUCGUAGCGACGAGACGGCGCUGACUGACCCGAUCCUGACGUAUCUUCUAUCGCACGACAUGCUUCUAUCGCUUCGCCGCAUCCAAGACCCGCGCGCCACAGGCUUUUACACCAAGCCCUACGCUCUCUUCUACAGUGCGUUCCAACAUGUACUGCUGCUGGACACGGACAACUUUGCGAUCGCGGACCCCACGUACCUCUUUGAUCUACCAGCGUACAAGGCCCACGGCGCGGUCUUCUGGCCCGACUUUUGGCAGCCGACCAACUCGAUUUUCAACGUGCACAACGAAAGUCUUCUCUGGGAGCUUCUGGACCUCCCGCCCGUCGAUAUGUUUGAACAAGAGAGUGGUCAAGUGCUCGUGGACCGGCGGCGGCACGAGCGAGCGCUGCACAUGCUCAUGUUUUACGCCAUCGAGCGCCCGCCGCUCUUAACGCGCCUGCGCCUCGUCUGGGGCGACAAGGACCUCUACCGCCUCGCGUGGCUCAAGACAAAGAGCAGCUUUCGCAUGGUGGCACGGCCGCCAGGAGCCCUCGGUGUGCACCACCCGCAGUACCCUCGGUUUUGCGGGCUCAGCAUGGUGCAGUACGACGACGUUGGCCGCGAGAUCUUUUUUCACCGCAACACGCGCAAGCUGUCGCGGGACGCGACGGCCAAUGCGCGGUAUCAAUGGACGCACCUCCAGGCCUUCCGGUUAGCCGGGCGACUGACGAGUGAGUACCGGCCUGCGUCGUGGGACGGCUCCGAGCAGUACGGCGAAAGCGCGUGCUUCGGGGUUGAGCUCUACAUGCACGCCAAGCUCGAGGAUGGAUCGCCCGCCUACGAUGUGAUCGCGAUCAAGGACACGCCGUUUGCGCAUGUCGAGGCGACGCUUCUCGGCUACGCACGCAUCGCACUGCAGCUUGCAAAGCCCGCGAAAUAAGAGCA